Molecule: messenger RNA, 2492 nt
Organism: Micropterus salmoides (largemouth bass)
Lineage: Eukaryota; Metazoa; Chordata; Actinopteri; Centrarchiformes; Centrarchidae
Gene: gjd1b
Product: gap junction delta-2 protein
Exons: 2
Coding region: 965-1885 (306 amino acids)
Biological process (GO): cell communication
Cellular component (GO): connexin complex
Source: RefSeq, a predicted model, not a curated record
UCAGAGAGAGAGUCGGAGGCAGGUGGAGGGUGCAAGGCAGAGAGAGAAACCAAGUGGGAAGGAAAAAACAAGAUGAAGGGAAGAGAAGAAGGGAGAGCUGCCUCUCGUAAAUAAACGCUGAGAGGGGGGGAGGCAGUGAGGGCAAAGAGAAACCAGCGACUCUCGCACGGUUUCAAGCAGAGGAAAGGAGACGGAGCAGGAGCAGGGCGAUGCUUCAGUCCAGCGCUGCUUGAACCAAAGCAGAGGAGAGGGAGAAGAGCAACAGAGAAAAAGAGCUGGCAGAGAGGAGAGCACAAGAGGAGACACAGGGAGGGAAAGAGGAGGAAAUGAAGAGGAUGGAGUGGCAGAGAACGAGCAGAGACACAGUUCCCUGGUUACUCAGGCUCACAUGAGUUACUACAAGAUGCUGUCAAAGAACCAGUGUGUGAGGGCGGAGUGAUGGAAGUCCGUUUGCACAAACUACGGCUGCUGCUUGAAGCUCAGUAGGGGUGUGUGUGUGUGUGUGUGUGUGUCAGUGUGAGAACAUAUGACAGACCAGCUGUUCUGGAGGUAAACAGGGCCAGGUGCACCCAGAGGAGGAAAACAAGGAGGGUAGUGGGAAGACACGGGAAGAGACAGCGUGGGUUUGUGUGCAGCCAGCACAUAGAAGAAGCUUCAGUCCAACUUUCUCAGGUGCCGUUAAAGGGCGUGUGUGCGUGCGUGUGUGUUUUUGUACAACACCGAAAAAAGAAGAAAGGGAGAUGACAGCAGCAACAAUGAGGUGCCACUGAGCAUCUCAGUGGUUGCUUUUGACUACUCUUUUACACCAGAAAAGCCACCUGAAGCCACUCCCUACCUCAUCUCAACCCAACAAGUGGACUUGAAGACUCAGAAAAAGGGACUUUAACACCAGCUCUGGUGCCCUGCUGUCUUGGAAGCCCCCACCCGAUUUCCUGUGACCAGUGGAUGCCUCCUGACUCCCAACAUGGGAGAAUGGACCAUCCUAGAGCGCCUCCUAGAGGCCGCCGUGCAGCAGCACUCUACUAUGAUCGGAAGGAUCCUGCUAACAGUAGUGGUGAUCUUCCGUAUCUUGAUCGUGGCAAUUGUGGGGGAGACAGUGUACGAGGAUGAGCAGACUAUGUUCAUCUGUAACACUCUGCAGCCAGGCUGCAACCAGGCCUGCUACGACAAGGCAUUCCCCAUUUCUCACAUCCGCUACUGGGUCUUCCAGAUCAUACUGGUGUGCACGCCUAGCCUCUGCUUCAUCACCUACUCCGUCCACCAGUCGGCCAAGCAGAAAGACCGGCGCUACUCCUUUCUCUAUCCCAUAAUGGAGAGGGACUACGGUGGACGGGAUGGGGCGCGAAAGCUUCGCAACAUUAAUGGCAUUCUAGUUCAACAUGGCGGUGAUGGUGGAGGAGGGAAGGAAGAAGCCGACUGUCUGGAGGUGAAGGAGAUUCCCAACGCCCCUCGGGGCCUCACCCACGGGAAGAGCUCUAAGGUUCGCCGGCAAGAAGGGAUCUCCCGCUUUUACAUCAUUCAGGUGGUGUUCAGAAAUGCACUGGAGAUUGGCUUCUUGGCGGGCCAAUACUUCCUUUACGGCUUUAGUGUGCCUGGGAUUUUCGAAUGUGACCGGUACCCGUGUCUGAAGGAGGUGGAGUGCUACGUGUCCCGCCCCACGGAAAAAACAGUUUUCCUGGUGUUCAUGUUUGCAGUGAGUGGCAUCUGCGUAGUACUCAACCUCGCCGAGCUCAACCAUCUGGGCUGGCGCAAGAUAAAGGCCGCCAUCAGGGGUGUCCAGGCCCGCAGGAAGUCUAUCUGUGAGAUCAGGAAGAAGGACAUGGCGCACCUGUCUCAGCCGCCCAACCUCGGACGCACACAGUCCAGCGAAUCUGCCUAUGUCUGAUGAUGAAGAGAGGAAAAAGAGGAGGAGCAGGAUGAGAGAGACAAAAUUAAUUAAUUAUGAUUUUAAUUUAAUGAAGAUGGUGUGCAGGUCGAACAAGAUGACCCCUCCUCUGUGACGAUGGAAUGUAAAAAGACCAAACCUCCAGCUCGAUGACUUUGAGAGUCAAGAUAGUGUAGAGAGAGAAGACAAUUAAAAAUGAUAGAGAGAGGGCAACAGAGGACAGAAAGUUCUGCACUGCAAAUGAACACAUUUUGGUCUCACGGGGGGAUAUUCCAACUGCCAUUUUAUACUUUUGUCUUUUUUUUUUUUUUUAACUAAUUACCUUCUCCUCAGCCCCUCCUUUCUUUUAAAGUGAGAAAUCAAAUCCUCAUGGGGCUGGAGAGGGAAGGAUAAGAGAUGAGAAGACGAGGGGAAGCGGGUAUUGUCCUUUCUUUUAAAGUGAGAAAUCAAAUCCUCAUGGGGCUGGAGAGGGAAGGAUAAGAGAUGAGAAGACGAGGGGAAGCGGGUAUUGUUUUCUUUGGGGUAUAUUGGAGGAUGACGGUGGUGUUUGAUGCAUCCCAUGGUGCUUUUCUUCUGGACUGUGUCAGCUUCAAUGAAAAAGGGAGGG